Molecule: messenger RNA, 2202 nt
Organism: Trichoderma reesei QM6a
Lineage: Eukaryota; Fungi; Ascomycota; Sordariomycetes; Hypocreales; Hypocreaceae
Exons: 2
Coding region: 1-2202 (733 amino acids)
Source: RefSeq, a predicted model, not a curated record
AUGACGGUGAAAACUAGGUGUCAGCGUCGAGCCCCCUUUCUUCAUCGCAACUGGAUCAAAGGCGCCAGAGCCUUGAAGGACUCUGCAGCUAUGGGCAACAUAGUGUCCUCACCCAUCCACAAAAACUCACACCGAAUCGACCAUGACGACAGCCCGCCCCUCAAGAGGCGGCGCCUCUCGUCCUCCGGCUCCAUUGAUGCCGACCGUCUCGUUGCGUCUCCGCGCGCCUCCGACUCGAGAUCUGCUCUCAAGAUCGAGGUCUUCAAAAUUGCCCACAAGGACUCCAAAAAGGUCAGAUCCUACCAAGCCUACGGCGUCCCUCGCGAGGUAACUCCCACCAAAGCUAGCUGCAGGAUCACCAUCUACGAACUUGGCUCCGGCUAUACUCGGCCUCUCCACUGCCAGAGCCAAGUAUGCGACUUGACCACGUUCAAAAACCCUGUGGGCCCUCACCGAGUCGCCCGCAUCGCAUUGCCCAAGCCGUUCUACAUCCCCCAGGAGAGCCUCCUCAUUAACCGGCCGGAUGAUAACACGUUUGACCUGGCAGACUCCUACCGCAUCGUGGUCGAGUUGGAGGCUACUCGUGAUGAGCCCUGGCCGCCGUUGGACGCAAGCGAUUUCGGCAUUCCAGCCUCCUCCAGCCUCUCCUCGGCCCCCGGCAGAGCAUGGGUCCUAUCAAGCCAAUGCGAACAGAUCUAUGGUAGCCUCAAGAGUCCCUUGACCUUGUCCGCAGGCCAUUCAGCGCAUGGGCCUGAAGUUCAUACGGACUAUGUCAUGGAUCUUGAUUUGCGCUGGGAAUCCGGCUUCAGAGCAGUGAGGCACUUGGAUAAGGGGUCACAGCCAUGCAUCAACGCUGUGGACCCCGACUCCGACCCCUUUUUGGAUCAUGCAAUCAAUGGAAGGAAUCCAGGCGUCAACGGCCAUCACGUGGACGAAUCGUCUGUCGAGAUGGACGACGAAGGCCUGGAUGGCCCAGACGGAGCGCAAACCCCUUCGAGGGCGUUGAGAAACCGGAAAAACACCAAGGUGUAUAAUUUGAAAGUCCUCAGCGACCAAGCUCAGGGAAGGGAAAGGAAGCGACGGUCGCAGUCCAGCCACGGCACCCCGAGCGAGGGCCGCGUUAGCUAUCUGCUACCUCCUGAUCAACCGGUUUGCCUCAACUAUUACCGCUGUGUGACUUGCGGAGUCCACAACAGGUCGAUGCAGCAACUGCAAUUCCACUUGCAAACCUCACACACCGCAUACAACUACGUGCUCGAGACGACGAGUCAGGGACCACAGUUCCGAGUCACUAGCCGCUGCGAGUCUAUAUCAUCCCCCUCCAAGGAGUACCAGAUAAAGCCACCCGUCAGGCCAUUUAACCUGGAAACUCAUCUCAACGGCGACCUGUCAUGGGUCUCUUCACGGCUUGGGCCGGAUACAGUUGAUGACGUUUUCACCUCCCCAGGCAAGAAUGUCGACGAAGGACAGCAUUUCCGAUCGCCGGUCGCCACGCAGCCGCGGUUGGCCCAGCGGCGCCCUGGGGACCCCAAAAGCGACAAGGUUCUGGUGCCCAACAUCAAAGAGCCUCUUUUCGACCCCAUCAGCAGAGCACGACUGAUGCCAGGUCAAGAGGUGCCGAAGAGAGUCCUAGACACGACGUGGCUCAUCCAGAAACAUCGGGAGAGCACGAGCGACUUCUCCGACGUCACCCCCGCGGAGAAGGAGUACAUUUGGGAGUGGGAUGGAUAUAUUCUUCGCCAAAGCCUCACUUCUGCCGCCUACUUUCCUCGCGCCUGGCUGGGCUUUGUCAGGGAGAAGGCGGCCUGGCUUGUUGCCGCUGAUCAACGUGUACUGGAAUUCGGCAAGCACGCCAGCUUGCUCCGAGUGCGUGAUAUGCUAGAUGACAAGACCAUGCAGGAGGCCUUUUCCCACAUCAACGAUGCUCGAACGAGGCUGCAGCUGAGCAGUGAGAGCGGCAACGUCGAGCCCGCAGAAGUGGACCCAAAGCAGUCUCCCCGAGCCACGGAAAUUCGCAAAGGUUCAAACGGCUGCACCAUUUGCCAGCUUCCGGUCCUGGGGCCCAGACUGCUGGUCUGCUACAACAAGGCUUGCCCUCGUAGGCUAUACCACUCGGACUGCAUACAACAGGAAGCAGCCAUGCCGGUUGACAACAAGGACCGUUGGCUCUGUAACGCGUGCUACGCAGGCAAAUUAGCCUAG